Molecule: messenger RNA, 363 nt
Organism: Suillus plorans
Lineage: Eukaryota; Fungi; Basidiomycota; Agaricomycetes; Boletales; Suillaceae
Exons: 2
Coding region: 1-363 (120 amino acids)
Source: RefSeq, a predicted model, not a curated record
AUGCUUCUUACCCUUCUUUCUUGCGCAUUAUGCGCUCCUCUCUCCGCUGUGAUGCGGCGUGAUGUCUGGGUACCCACAAUCACCUCCCCUACAUCUGACUCUACAUGGACUGUUGGAGGGUCAUUCCUUGUUACCUGGGAUACCUCCUCGAAACCUGCCCAAGUAACCAACCCUAAUGGCGAGAUAUACCUUCGCCUGGGCGAUGAAACCCAAUCCAGUCCCAUAGCAUCUGGAUUUGCGCUUACUGAUGGUCAAAUCGAAGUAACAAUCCCUACCGGCACCACUCCUGACGAGUACAGGGUUGUAUUAUUCGGCGACUCUGGGAACUGGAGUGAUCAGUUCCCAAUUGACGCAGCCACAUGA